GGCUAGGGUUGUUUUCGCCCCGGCUGUAGUACCUGGCGCUCAGCUGCGGCUGCCUGUAGUGGUGGUUGGAGCUGGUGCAGGGAGAGGCGCUCGAGGCGGUAGGGAGCAAGGCGAGUCGGAGGGGAGCUGGGAGCAAGCGAGCGCGCCAGUGGUCCUCGGCUGCCGCGAUGUCAGCACAGUGCUGUGCGGGCCAGUUGGCCUGCUGCUGUGGGUCUGCUGGCUGCUCCCUCUGCUGUGACUUCUGCCCCAAGAUCCGACAGUCCCGGAGUACGCGCUUCAUGUAUGCACUCUACUUCAUUCUCGUCGUUGUCCUCUGCUGCAUCAUGAUGUCACCAACGGUGGCUAACAAGAUGAAAGAGCAUAUUCCUUUUUAUGAAGAUAUUUGUAAAGGCAUUAAAGCUGGCGACACCUGUGAGAAGCUGGUGGGGUAUUCUGCGGUGUAUAGAGUCUGUUUUGGAAUGGCCUGUUUCUUCUUCAUCUUCUGCCUCCUGACUUUGAAUAUCAACAACAGCAAAAGCUGCAGAGCUUAUAUUCACAACGGCUUUUGGUUCUUCAAGUUGCUGCUGUUGGGGGCCAUGUGCUCAGGAGCUUUCUUCAUUCCAGACCAGGAGACCUUUCUGAAUGCCUGGCGCUAUGUGGGAGCCGUCGGAGCCUUCCUCUUUAUUGGCAUCCAGCUCAUCCUGCUCGUGGAGUUUGCACAUAAAUGGAACAAGAACUGGACUGCAGGCACAGCUCACAACAAGCUGUGGUACGCCGCCCUGGCCCUGGUGACCCUCACCAUGUACUCCGUCGCCGCCGGAGGCUUGAUUUUGAUGGCACUGUUUUAUACACAGAGAGAUGGUUGCAUGGAAAACAAAAUCCUUCUGGGCGUAAACGGAGGCCUGUGUCUGCUUAUUUCAGUGGUAGCCAUCUCACCCUGUGUCCAAAAUCGACAGCCACACUCUGGGCUACUGCAGUCGGGUCUCAUAAGCUGCUAUGUCACGUAUCUUACUUUCUCAGCUCUGUCCAGCAAACCUGAAGAAGUAGUUCUGGAUAAACAUGGGAAGAACAUUACGAUCUGUGCGCCUGACUUUGGUCAGGACCUGUACAGAGACGAAAACUUGGUUACUGGACUGGGUACCACUCUUUUGUUUGGGUGCAUCUUAUAUUCAUGUUUGACUUCGACAACGAGAUCAAGUUCUGAUGCUCUGCAGGGGCGAUAUGCAGCCCCUGAACUGGAAGUAGCUCGGUGUUGCUUUUGCUUCAGUCCCUAUGGAGAAGACACUGAAGAGCAGCGGAACAUGAAAGAGGGACCAGGUGUCAUUUAUGAUGAAAAGAAAAGCACCGUCUACAGCUAUUCCUAUUUCCACUGUGUGUUCUUUUUGGCUUCCCUCUAUGUGAUGAUGACCGUCACCAACUGGUUCAACUAUGAAAGCGCCAACAUUGAAACCUUCUUCAGCGGAAACUGGUCCAUCUUCUGGGUCAAGAUGGCCUCCUGCUGGAUGUGUGUGCUCUUGUACCUGUGGACGCUGGUUGCACCCCUCUGCUGUCCUUCUCGUCAGUUCUACGUGUGAGGAUCUGAGCAGCGCCCGUGGGUCGGCAGGCCUGUAGGCUGACAGUGGCAUCCUUUGAACGAGUGUCCUAGGGGUCUGAGCAGUGGCUGGCGCUUUUCCAAAAGCUGGCCUCCCCUGGCUGGAGUGUGCUUGAAGAGGCUUUCCAAACAAAACAAAAUCACCUGAUUAGCUUUUUAAUUCUAAAAUUCAAAAAGAAACUACUGGAUUACCCCCAGAAGAAUGGACAUUUUCAACUAGGCUGAUCCUGAGUGGUAAUAUAUUUUUGUAUGUGUCUUGACCCUAAAAACUGGGAUAGUAGUUAGGCUAGUAUUUUUCUUCUGCAUGUUUUUACCAAAACGGAGUUUGGAGUAUGGCAUUUUCUCACAGAGAUAGACAUUGACCUUGUGUGGCCUAUCAUUCUUAUCCUUGGAAUGGGAAACAUACCCAAAUCUUGAGCCCGCAGGCCCUCCCCACACUUCGGCCUGCAUGGGCCUGCUCACAGCCCCCUGGCCAGUAGAGGGCACAAGAGGAAGCACCUGCUUUUAACGCCCUGUGUGCUGCUUCCUCCUGGCCCCCUUUGAAUCUGUGAUGCUGGGAAUCACAUCUGCCAUUUUCCUUCUCUACCCCUUCCCAUCCUUUCUGGGCUCAGCUUCUUCAUUCUAAUGUGAAAAAGCACAAUUCACUACCACCACCUGUGUGAUCUCCCACCGUCUUAUCUACACCUGAUCCAAGUUACUGCAAUAAUUAUGCCCCGUAUGUGUGGAGUUAUUCAUGUGAUUAUAGAACAAUAUUCAUGUUGUUUUCUUUGUCUAAAUGACGGAGAGCUGUAGUUCUUACUUGUUUGUAUUCACAGUAAUAAUACUCCAGGAACUUACCUGGAAAGUUGCUUCCUGGCUGAAGCCCACUGCACCCUCUUUCCGUUGUCACGGUCUGCCUCCCAGUUGCUCUUCCACCUCGAGGCCUUCGGACUGGCAAAGGCGGAGAGCUUUUGAUAUCCAGAUCUGUAAUGGGACUGCACUGUUAAUGCCCAUUAUGGUUUUUUGGAGUAGAUUUGCUGAGGUGAGGAGGACAGGAUCACAGGCAGCACCUCAAACAGGGCUGACAAGAUAAGACCUUGUUAUACAAGUUGUAAAAGUGACCAGAUAUACUUAGAAGGAAAGGUGGGUCGGGGGGGGGGGUAUUUAAUUAACUCAUAAAUAACAUCCACAUACUUAUAAAGUAAUGCUCAUGAGGUGUUGGACUUUGGGCAGCUGCCUGAGAAGAGGUCCAUUUUCAAUGCUGAUGUUCUCAGCCAGGAAAGCGUUGACUCAGUGGAAAGUCCAGUGGAGACACCGUGGGGACGCCCCUGUGAGUGUUUCAUGUGGGAUGGAAAGACUCCUCAGCCUCCCUGGCAGAGAGGGCCUGCGGCUGAGACUGCCCUGUGCCCUGCUGUACGUACCAGUUGGGCAGAAUUGGGUUCCCCAUAAGCUGGGCUCCCGUGUGCCAAAAUGCUGGCUUUCGAAAUUAGUCACAUUCUUUGUUUCUACUUUUUUUGCCCUCUUCCUAAGAAAACAAGGAAGGAAAACAAUGCAAUUGCUGAAUCCUCUAGGCACUUGCCUUAAUGACAGUGUCUUGAGAUUCAGUUUUUCAAAGCACUUGUGAAAAAAGAGUGGUUUUUUUUUUAGGCCAGGAGUUCUUUGUGCUGAGCAGUUGAAGGAUGAUCUGGAGUCGCACAAUGAAUGGCUGCAGCGGCCACGCAGCAAGCCAGUGGGAGUGAGCUUUGUGGAUGGAGACAGGCUAAGGGAGCAGGGCUGUCUGUGUAGCAGCAGCUCCCUGGCAGAGGGCCCUGCAGUGGCCACUAGGUGCAGGGACAAAGGGCUCUGAGGAAGUGAGAUUGGCUUUAGGAAUGACUACAAGGAGAGGCGGAUCAAGAGCUGGUGUUGUAUCAGCAACUACUUUUGUUAUGUUUUCUUCCUGUUAGAGGGGUCUGGUAGCCAGCUGUGUGACUUUAGAACUGGUCCUUACAGCAGGUCAAGGUCAAGCUGACAAGACCAUGUGUUCUUUGGCUGGUCUUUGCUGACCCCCUUUCCCUGCAGAAAGAAGCUCAGGGAAACGUAAAAGAAAGGACGUUGCUGCGGCACGGCCCUGGGAGCUUCCUUCCUUAGCCUGCCCAGCCAACCCACCGUUUCCAGAUGCUUAAGACGUGGUUGUGGCCUGAAGUUCCUGUCUAAAAUUUGGUCUAACACAGGAAGACUAGUUAUAGUCACCUGGUUUUUAUUCUCAUGCAAGUUUAUCUGAAUGAUCAAAAGAGAUAUUCUGAGAACUGGGCAUAUAAAUAAGUUGACAUAUUCUGAGAACUGGGCAUAUAAAUAAGUUGACUGUAGUGAUUAUCAAUUGUAAUAAACAAUACUCAGGUGAUGAGUCAACAUUCAAAUGUAGAUUUAAAGAACCUACAUUUUUGUGCUAUUGUGAUUUAAGAAACUGGAAAAAUUGUGCCAAUUGCUUUGAGUUGCUAUAAUGAUGCUGUUCAUUCGGUAAAUGCUUUUUUUUUUAAAUAAUGGACUUCAGCAUACUACAACAUUUUGUACAUGAUUUUUAAAAAAAAAAUGCAUUCCUAGAGGCUGCUGGUCAGAUUCCUUUAGUGAUGAAAGCUGAAAAAAUUUUUAAAACUCUGUGUGUAUGUUUCCUCUGCUGUUUGUCUGAUGUGGGGAAAACAAAUUCCCCUUUCAUUUCCAUAAGUAAAAAGACUAAGUGGGGGAAGGGGUGUGUUUUGGGAGUGUUGCUGUACACCUAGAGGCGUCACCUGACCGGAGACCAGAGACUUCGCUAUCAAAGCCUCUGACACUGUACUUUGUCCUUAUUGGAUCUUGCUUUGUUGGUUUUGCUUUUGUCCUCAGUUUCUUGGGAAAUAGCUUGAAAGCACUGGUCGCCAGAAGUAUUUGGAGCUCUUCUGCAGUGUAAUGAACUGCGUUCCUGUGGGCGGUGAGAGGGUAGCGUCCCUGGGACUUGGGGUCUGGUGCUCGUCAGGAAUGGCCAGCCGGGGUCUCCCACACCGAAUUGUUUAUUUCUGGCUCUUCAGAGGUCCCUUCAUUAUGGAAAACCUCUGUGUCAUGCUCAUUCCACCCACCCCAGCUGUCACCCUCUGCCUCUUAAAAUUAUGUGCUUAAUCUUGGCCAGAAGUUUACUACCAUUUGGUGCUUCAUUUAUCUGCAAAAAAGGGAAUUGCAGAGCCUGUAUUUAAGAUGCCUGGGUUUUUUCCUCCGUUGACUGCCUUUCUAAAUAGCCUCUCAUUUUGGUGUGCAUUUGUGUUCUACCCUCCUUUGAAAGGAAAGGGGUUAUCUGACAACUAAGAGGGGUGCGACCCUGGGCCGAGACCCUGUGUGCCCAGAGAGAACACUGGGCCUUCUUUAACCAGGGAAAGUACAGUAGCUACUUGGUUCACGGAAUUCUCCGUAGGACACUCUUCUUACUUUGCAGGUAGCACUUAACUCCCUCAGGCUUUGUUCUUAAGGCCACAGUGUUCCCUGCCAUCUUUAAUAUAAUUGUAAAGACUCAAACAUUUUAAUAUAGUGUUGCAUUUCAGGCAGAGAUGGACUCAAUAAUGUUAGACCUACUUCACAGGGCUAGAAAGCUAUUUAUUACACAGAUCUUCCAAACUAAGGCUAAACAUUCUCAAGAUCUUUCUCACUUUCUUAGGAAAUCAUUUGCAGAGGUAUUCAUUGGAGAUAUGUGAUUUUUACCAAAGGGGUUUUUUUUUUGUUUGUUUUUUUAAAAAUAAAAUCCUUUCAGCAAAAACUUAAUUGGGGAAGGGUAAAUUAAGAAUGCAUAUGUCUAAAUUCACUUCUGUAGGAGUUUAAUCAUAUUUAUGUGAGUAAAAUGAUGAAAGAAUUCUUAAAGGUAAUCCGUUGGCAUGAAGGAUCCUGGAAAAUUCUCUCAGAUAAAGAAAGCUGGUAGCAGAUGUGUAAUAUAUGUCUUGAGAGCUAUUUAUAAGAAAUUUAAGAGGAUUGUUUUGUUUUCCUUAAUUAAAGAUUUAAGGGUUUUUUUACUUUACAAAAAAGUCUACAAAAAUUUUAUAGCCAUAACUUUGUUAAUUUUUUAAACUUUCCUGAAACAACUGUAGCCAAAUUUUGUGGUUAUGUUUUGCAAUAUUAGAAUUUUGAAAAUGUAAUAUGUGUGGUAAAAAUCUACUGUUUGAAGUUUUUAAUAGUCUCAGAUAUGGUUAGAGUUUUGGUAACUUUUUAAGUAGCUUUUUUCCCCCCUGUAGUCACAGAAGCAACUGUGGAUUUAUAUUUGUUUUUUGAAUGCUAAUUAAUCUAUGAAGUGUCCGAGUUGACCAGUCUUUUCCUAUGUA
This is a messenger RNA of Pteronotus mesoamericanus, 5862 nucleotides long. It is a transcript of the gene SERINC5, whose product is annotated as serine incorporator 5. The transcript is spliced from 12 exons. Gene Ontology annotation, cellular component: membrane. The record is from RefSeq and is a predicted model, not a curated record. NCBI's taxonomy places the organism in Eukaryota, Metazoa, Chordata, Mammalia, Chiroptera, Mormoopidae. Bases 168 to 1553 code for a protein of 461 amino acids.